This is a messenger RNA of Chiloscyllium plagiosum (whitespotted bambooshark), 8310 nucleotides long. NCBI's taxonomy places the organism in Eukaryota, Metazoa, Chordata, Chondrichthyes, Orectolobiformes, Hemiscylliidae. The record is from RefSeq and is a predicted model, not a curated record.
ACCAAUGGGGCGAUUAGGAACCAUCAUAUCUGCCCUCCACAGCAUCUGCAUUGCAGCAGCUGUGGUUUCUGAGUACAAACGUGAAUCUCAGCAUCUGACCUCCUGUGAACUGAACAGAGCAGCCUCCCAGACAAUUGACAAUUACAUUCCCCAGUGUACUCCAGAGGGCAAGUACAGGAAUGUGCAGUGCACGAAAGAUGGACAAUUCUGCUGGUGUGUCAAUAACAAGGGGGAUGCAGUGUUAGGUAGCAAUCAAACUACAUCACCAACUGCCUGCUUAUCCUUUUGCCAGCUCCAUCGCCAGCAGGUUCUGGUAAGUGGUUAUGUGAAUAGCAGCAGUACCUCCUAUAUCCCACAAUGCACAGAAACAGGGGACUAUGAGAUUAUGCAGUGCAGCACUGCCCCCCGACAGUGCUGGUGUGUCGACAGUGAUGGGAUGGAAAUCUAUGGAACACGUCAGGACAAACGGCCACUGCAAUGUCCCACAAGCUGCGAGGUCCAAGAUCGGCGAAUUCUCCAUGGCAAUGGAGUGAGGUCCCCACCUCAAUGUUCCAAAGGUGGGAAGUUCUUGCCCGUCCAGUGUAGGUUCAUCAACACAACCAACAUGAUGAUCUUCGACUUACUCAAUAACUUCAACAGAUUUCCGGCUGCAUUCCACACAUUCAGUGCCUUCAGGAGAAGUUUUGCCAAUGUUUCUGCUUACUGUUAUUGUGCUGACAGUUUGGGACGGGAACUUCAGGCCACGGGUCUGGAGUUGUUAUUGGAUGAAAUCUAUGAUACCAUCUUCAAUGCUUCGCAGAAUGGGCACACGUUCACAGACACUGGCAAUUAUCGCAUUCUGCAGAGGAGAUUCCUCGCCGUGCGACUGCUGAUCACCGGCAGAUUUAGAUGCCCGACAAAAUGUGAAAUUGAGAGGUUCACAGCUUCCUCGUUUGGUAAUGUCUUCACCCCCUCAUGUGAUAACAGUGGAAACUAUCUCCCAGUCCAGUGUCAGAAGGGGAGUCUGUGUUGGUGUGUAGAUUCCAAUGGACAAGAGAUCUUUGGAACAAGGCAACAGGGGAGUGUGCCUGACUGCAGCAAUGACAAGAGUGGCUGUAAAUCUGAGAGAAAACGCAUGCUGUCGCGACUUUUCUAUGGACCUGUUGGCCACUUCAGUCAAAACAAUAUCUUUGCUACGCCUACAUCUCUGAGUCCGACACUGGAAAGAAUUGGUAUGUCUCUACGCCACUGCAGCCCAGACCUGAAACAACUGUUCAUAAAAUCUGGAUUGUUGCUUUCUAUCUCCCAGUUUGUAGACCAGGACAUUGGUCAGGCUGACCUAGAAGUAAUUCUGACUGAGAUUGUACAGGGGACAUUUCUAACCAAGGAUUUAGCACUCACUGCCCUUCAGUUUUCUGCAUCCUCAAAAUUCUUUGUCAAAAAUUUGUUUGGAGGCAAAUUUCUGAAGAACCUGAGUCUAUUCAAUUUCACUGGCAGCCUCGGGAGUAGGGGGACAUUUAAUUUCAGUCAGUUCUUCCAGCAAAUUGGCUUAAGAGGAAUGUAUAGUGGGGAAAACUUUGUGGAACUUGCCAAAUUGUUCUCUCCGAUUGAAGACUCCUAUUUCUCCAAAGGAACCUCAGAAUUCUCCAAGGACACCUUCAACUUGAAUCAGACAAUUGAGGACAACUUUGGGCGGCCAGUAAAUUUACAAGAGAACCAGAAUAUGGUGAAGCUUAUAAGUACUCUGUUUGAGGAUCAGAAUGUGCUUACAACAUUGCGUGAAAUCAUUACCUUCUUUGGUGGACAGGAUGAUAACUUAGCUGAAACAAUCCAACUGGUGUUAAGGAGUGCGAAGGUUGGUAUCUGUGAACGCCCGACUUCAAAUCUCUUUGUUCCGAAGUGCACUGGAGAUGGACGGUAUGAAGAGAUCCAGUGUCUAGGCACAGAUUGCUGGUGUGCAGACAGUCAAGGGUUGGAGAUUCCAAACUCAAGAGUCCGGGGUCAAAGGCCACAAUGUCCUACCAAGUGUGAGCAAGAACAUAAGCGAUUAAUAGAUUUGAGAGGACACCAAUCAGCGGGAUCUGAUGUGUUUAUCCCUACAUGCAGAAGUGAUGGUAAUUUUCAGUCCAUGCAAUGUGAUGGGAUGAACUGCGUUUGUGUAAAUCUCCAGGGUAGGAAGACACCUGAACUAAGGAAGAUAACUGGAGGAAGCGUGUUGUGUCCCAGUGCUUGCCAAUUGUCUGCUGCAGAGAAUUUUUUAAAGACAAUUGAGAUAUUGCUGUCAGAACCAAACUUGCUCUCAGUGCCUUCGGUCUACGUAACUCAGUGCAAGGAAAAUGGAGACUGGCGACAAGUCCAGUGUGAUGGCCUUCCACAACAGGUCAUUGAAUUUUAUCAACAGUGGAUUUCUCAGAAUAAUGGAGGCCAGGAAAUGUCAUUCACUGCUAUCUUAAAUGAGGUCAUUGAUUACCGCAGAUCAUCUAAUGUCUCCAAGAGUUUUGAGAUGUUUGUGAAGGAACUCUACAGAAAGAGACAUCACCAUGUUUUUUCAGUUUUUUCUGCUUUCUCAACUUUUGAUUCAAUUUCUGCUGACGAUGUUGCAGCAAUUGUCGCCUCUAAACCUGGCACUAAUAUCUUGCUGAAUCCUUACGUGUUUUGGCAGUUGUUGUUUGGUGCUGUGACACACUAUCCUGGUUUAUACACUGAUUUCAGUGUGAAAUUGAAUAAGAUGGAGCUGCGUAGAUGCUGGUGUGUUGAUGAGAAAGGACAAGAACUUCCAGGGACAAAGGCUGAAAUGGGUCGAUUUCCCCAAUGCCCAGGAUCCUGUGAUCGUGCUGUUCAACAAAUCUUUCAUUUUAUUGUUCAGGCAGAGGAAAUAAUGGUGGAUUCCAAAAAUUCCAAUAUUUCCUUUGGCCAGGCUUUCUUAUCUGCCAGUGGUAUACAACUGACUGAGAAUGAACUUCAGUCUUUUGGGAAGUUCCAAUCAGCUCCUUCCUUUUCUGAAGCUUUGUUGAGUGGAGCUGACUAUGCUGUUCGAUUGGCUGCCCAAUCCAGUGAGCAACUUGGUUUAAUGUCUAAAUGUGCACAUUAUUGUGCUGACCUUGAAUUAAACUGUCUUGCAAUUCUGAUUCUGAGAAAUCAAUUCACCAGAGAAGGGAUUCUUGGGGAAUUAACUCUAAAAGGUUACAGCCCUUACAUCCCCCAAUGUGAUGGCCUUGGAAACUGGGAAUCAACUCAGUGCUUUGAGAGUACUGGUCAGACUCCAUGUCAACGCUCUCAAACAAAUGCUGCAGUGGCUGGAUGGAAGCGUGUGGGUUUUCAGGUUAAUUCUACAACCAGGGAAUUAUUUAAUCCAACUUGUUCUGUGAGUGGAGAAUACAAUAUCUUGCAGUUGUCAGAUUCUGGAGAUGGUAAAGCUUGGUGCAUUGACCCAGUGACAGGAAAAGCUUUUCAACCGGCUGUAACUGAUUCAGAUGGGCAGAAACAUUGUCCCAGCAGAUGUGAAAUUCUCAAUAGUCAAGUGAUGCAGCAGGAGGUGGGCAUAGGGUACAUCCCAGUAUGUGAGGAAUUUGAUGGUUCCUUCUCUGCUGUACAGUGUGAUCAGGGCAAAGGGAGAUGUUGGUGUGUCUUUACAAGUGGUGAAGAAAUCCCUGAAACAAAAGUCAACACAACAACUGGAUUGAAACCUGCUUGCAACCGCCCACAGUGUGCAUUACCCUUCAAUUCUCCUGCUGUGUCAGAUGGCAUUGUACUGUGUAAUGAGGUACCAAUUGGUCAGUCUCUGCAACAUUGCCGUCUGAUUUGUCGUCAAGGCUACCAAAGUGCAUUUGAUGGGACAAAAUUUGUAUGUGAUACACAGAACGAUAAGUGGAUUACAGAAUUCCCACAUCCAGAGGCUUGCCAGAAAAUCAACCUAUUUCAAGUGGCUCUGGCACAAAGAUGGUUUCAACUUCUGUUGCCUCCUGGGAAAGCAUGUAACAGUGAUUAUUUAGGAUUACUCAAAGCAUUUAAAAUCUUCAUUACUGAUGAUCUGAGAGCGAGAGGAUUUUGUCACAUUCAGGUGACUAUUUCUGGAGAAACAUUGCUGAUCUCAGUAUGUGAUGACUCAACUGUGUCGGUCGGAUGUUUGAACAUAAACCACUUAGGAGUAAAUGUUACUUGGAAAGUACAGCUUCAGGAUAUCCCAGUAUCUGCUCUUCCUGAUCUGCAUGAUAUAGAAAAUGCUCUCCUGGGUGAUGGGCUGAUUAAACGUUUCACUGAACUGAUUAACAGUGGGAACUAUCACCUCAGUCUGGAUUCCAAACAGUUUUUAGCAGAUGUCUUCACCGAUAUUCCUACAGACCAAAGCCAUGGCUUCCUACCCUCUGUCCACCUUGGAUGUAGUGAUGGUUACAUAAAGAUUUCAGUUACACAGAGAAGUGGUCACAAUGUUAGUGGGUGUGUGUUCCGACAGUUUGAAAGUGUUGAUGAAUCCCAGCUGAUUCUGAACUCCGAAGGCACAGACAUCAGCAAAGUUUUACCAGCGCAUGCUGAUCGUCAGAGACAGCUUCUAGAUUGUCUCACAGAAUGCUCAGGAAAUGAGACAUGUGACUUUCUGGUGUUAUACCACAAAGGGGAGGUAUUCCAUUGUGAGCUUUACAGUACCUCUGAAUCCAACUUGCUUUGCAAAACCUUUGGACAGAGUCAAGGAUUUCUGGGGAGUUCAUCUACAGCCAAAUAUGAUGGGAUUAGUUGCCAGCUCAGGAUCAGCAGUAAUGGUGAUGGAAAUCUGAGUGUCUACCGGAAAAAGGGUCAUGAAUUCACGACAACAUUCCGCAAGAUCUUCCUGCGGACAGAUUUUCGUAAUGUGAUUACAGGCGUAUACCAGGCAAUAGCUUUUUCUGCACGUGGUUCAAGUUUAACAGAUGUACAUCAUUUCUGCAGACAGGCCUGUGGCAAGGAGCAAUGCUGUGAUGGCUUCAUAUUGAGCCAGAUAAUCAUUGAUGAAGGUACCCUGCUCUGUGGCCUAAUGAGUUAUCCAGAUGUUCUGCUUUGCAAUCAUAAUGACUGGCAGGCGACAUCACUGCUUGAAGGAGAGGGUGUAUGUAGAGGUGUGAAAUCCAACACGGAGAAGAAAACAUUCAUGUUCAGCUUUGGAGGCCUGGACUUCACUGGCACUUAUGCACUUUUAUCGAAGAAUUUUGUGAAUGCUGAGUACUCCACGGAACUGUCUCCAGAAAUGAAGGAAGAGAUUCAGAGAUCAUUCAACUCUUUCCAGCGUAUCUAUCUCUGGCAGGAUUCUAACAUGAACACACGGAUGAAGUCAUUCUCUGAAUGUGCUGGGAAAGUCCUACAAGAUCAACAGAGCCAAGAUGUGCCAGAAAACACCAGAGAACAUUUUUCACAGCUGGGCUCCAAGCUUGUCCGAGUAGAUCUGAACCAAUCCGUUCCAAAUCAGCGUUACCAGCUUUUCAAGCAUCAGUUUUCAAUGAAACAAGCAGAGCUGUGGUGUCUGGCACGUUGUACAGAGGUGAACAUUUGCAAAGUGGCAACUUUACAGGACAGUGCGGCCCUUCAUUUUGAAUGCGUACUAUACCCAGACACACAGCUUUGCCAAAAAAGUAGUGAUUGGAUAUUUUCCGAAACAGACUGUGGCCUUACCCUACCUGAGGAACCACAAAUACUGUACAGGAGAAAAGAUGUGCUUGGAGGACGUGUUAAAAAUUUCUACACCCGCUUGCCAUUUCGUGAGGUGCAAGGCAUCUCAGUAAGAAACAGACUGAAUGUGACUGCAAGAGGAAUUCAAACUGGGUUCUUUGAAUGUGAACGCUUGUGCGAUGAAGAUUCUUGUUGCAAAGGAUUUGGAUUUCUGAAAGACCCACGACUUCCAGGUUUGGAGAUAACGUGUCUGACACUCAACAGUCUUGGAGUACAGUCCUGCAGUGAGGAAAUUCAGAAUUGGCGUGUCGUAGACUGUGAGUCAGCUGAUGUGAAAGCACCAACUUAUCACUUUGGAUGGUACCAAAAGCCUGUGAACCAGUGGAAACUUACAGGAAACAUUUGCCCCCCUGUCAGCCUUCCUCCACUUCCUCAAAAAGUGCUACUGAAUAACUGGAACAUCCUCAAGGUAUCCACAGGCCUCGAUCCCACAAUAACCUUUUUUGAUGUAUUGCACAUCGAUAGUGACAGUCCUGUGAUGACUGAAGAUUUCAGAAACUAUGCCAGAGACAGGUGCCUGUCAGCAUGUGUUUCCAGCCACACUUGUGUUACAGUUUCGCUUCAGCCUCAGCUGUCGGGGGUCAGGUGUCUUUUUUACCCUGACACCCACAACUGCCACCCUGGAUUGCAAGGCCAUGACUGCCAAAUAUUACUCAAGGAAGAAGCGGAGGAAGUCUAUUAUAAGAAAACUAUUGGAGGGUCGUGUACUGGUCGUUGUGGGUUGUACCAACCUGAUGAGGUUUGCCAGUGUAACUUGAAAUGUGAAGAUUAUGCAGAUUGCUGUCCUGACAUUCAUACCUGCUCUGACCCUUCCUUAUCAGAAUCCCAGCCCCAGUUAACAUCAAUUUUCCUUCCGGGUCAUGGAAUCUUGUUUGGAUCUAGUCAGGUGACCCAGGUGGGUGUGGAAUCGAAGACUGUGAACCGUUUCUUAGGUGUCCCAUAUGCAGCUGCUCCUACUGGUAAAAGCCGAUUCAAGGCCCCAGCAGCCUUUAAUUGGACUGGAGAAUGGAAUGCGACUUUCUACAGGCCUAGCUGUCUACAGCCAGGAGAUGCAAAGGCCAUCUACUCCACUGUAGAUGAAGACUGUCUCUAUCUAAAUAUAUUCGUUCCCAAGAGCAUUGCUAGAAACAAUUCUGUGCUGGUCUUCUUCCACAACGCGGCUGUAGAUUAUAAAGGAGAAAGACAGACAAACAUUGAUGGAUCCUACCUGGCAUCUAUUGGAAACAUCCUGGUUGUGACAGUAAACUAUAGAGUUGGAGUAUUUGGAUUCCUGAGUGAUGACACUGAUGCAAUGACUGGCAACUGGGGUUUGUUGGAUCAGAUGGCUGCUUUACAAUGGCUGCAGAGAAAUAUUGGUUACUUUGGAGGAUCAUCAUCUCAAAUCACUAUUGCUGCAGACCGCAGUGGAGCUGACAUCACCAGCAUGAACCUUAUGAGGAUAUCUUACAGCAGACUUUUUAAAAGAGCCAUACUAUUGGGAGGAUCAGCCUUGUCUCCGAGUGCUGUGAUGAGUAAGAAGAGAGCCCAGCAGCAAAUCACCAAAUUGGCUGAAGAAGUUGGUUGUCCACCCUUUAACAAAACAAUCUUAUUACCCUGUCUCCGUGCUCUACCCGCACUGAUCCUGAACGCUGCACAGACCAAGCUAUUAGCUGUCAGUGGACCAUUCCAUUCAUGGGGUCCCAUAGUGGACGGGGUUUAUCUGCAGGAACCUCCUGUCACUGCCCUAACCCACGGCCGAUAUCACAAGGUCGAUUUAUUGAUUGGGAGCGCAGAGGAGGAUGGGCUUGUUAGAAGAUCAAAAACACUCAAGAAGUUUGAAGAAUCUUCCGAAAAAUCAACAAGUAAAACAGCUUUCUAUGAAGCUCUUCAGAAUGCGCUGGGAGGAGAAAACUCAAACUCACUCAUCAAGGAUGCAGCAACUUGGUUUUACUCAUUACAGCACUCUCUGGCUGACUACGCUGCCUUCUCUCGGGCUUUAGAGAAUGCCACACGGGACUAUUUUAUAAUUUGCCCUGUUGUAAAGAUGGCUGCUCAUUGGGCCAACAGAACACGCGCCAGUACCUUCAUGUACCAUGUACCAGGAAGUCUUUCUCAACACAGUGCAAGCCUUCCGUCAGAUGUGCAGUUCAUUUUCGGCCUGCCCCUUCACCCAGACUCUGAGCAGCUAUUCACGGUACAGGAGCAGAGCCUGUCUCUCAUAAUCAUCCAGUACAUUGCCAACUUUGUCAAAUCGGGCAACCCCAACUAUCCAUUCAUCUUCUCCAGGAAUUCUGCUAGUGAGACUCUACCUCCGUGGCCUAGUUUCUUAGACAGUACUGAAGGCAGUAACUACAAAGAAUUUGCACUCACCCUUAAAAAUAAAAAAGGAUUGAAGACAGCAGAAUGUUCUUUCUGGAAUGAUUACAUUGAGACGUUUUUGGCAUCCACAGGUGAUGUCAGUGAGAAUGAACUGAGCAGAGAUCAACGUGGACAAGUCUUCCCACCAACACUCACACAAACACAACUACAGCCAGCAAAGGAAGUUUACAAUUAAAAUGAAAAUAUCUCCACCACCAUUGACUUCAAAUGCUAAUUCUGAUUUGUCUUAGAAACAUUUAAUGGAAAUUGCAGAAAAGAGUGUAGAAAAUAUUAAAA